AUGAAGACGGUCAAGGCUCACCCGCGCAGCGUCCUGUUGGACAAGUACCUCCCAGGUGUGGGCUGUGGCAACAGCUGCGGCGCGGACGGGUGCGGGGUGGGCGUGGCGCCCGCGUGCGGCGACGCGUGCUGCGGGGUCGCAGGCGCCAGCUGCGGGGGCAUAGCCGGAACGACGAUGUCGUAUGUGGGCGCAGGCGGCGACUACAUCGCCACCACCACCUACCAGUACGUGGGCCAGGGCGCGGGCACCUUCACCGUGGUGCCGAUCCCCGCGGCCGGGUGCAGCGUCUGGUGGCUGUGCUGCCUCUGGUGGCUGGCGCUGCUCCCCUUCCUCUUCCUCGCGGGGACCACCACGACCACCACAACAACGCCCCCCAUCAUCAUCAGCACCCCGCCUCCAGAGACCCCGCCGCCCAUCGUGAACCCCACGCCGGCGCCCCCCGGGCCAGGGCCCGCGAAGCAUUGCAAGAUCUUCGGCGACCCGCACGUGAUCACGUUUGAUGGGCAGUCAGCGAGCUUCUACUCCCAGGGCGAGUACUGGACCGUGAAGAGCACCACCGUCUGGAUCCAGGGCCGCUACAUGCCGACUCCAGUGACCAACGGCCUCUCCGUCAUGAAGGAGGUCGCGAUCGGCGGCCCCUUCCUGGAGAGCAAGGACGGCACGAAGAACAUCCUCCGCAUCUCCUCUCUCAGUGCGACCUUCAACGACGUCCCCAUCAUCGCUGGCUUCCCGGACGCCUGGGAGAACCAGGAUCCGAUGAUCAAGGUAGUCUCCGACGGCAACGGGCAGGUGAUGCAGUCGAGCCGCUACGGCAAGCAGCUGCGCGUCGUGCACGUGGACCUGCCGCUGGGCGUCCACCUGGAGAUCAAUCGCUGGAACGAGCCAGGCGAGGGCGACUACAUCAACACGAUGAUCACCAUGAGCAAGCAGCCAAACCAGGAUGGGCACUGUGGAAACUACAAUGGUGUGACCGAGGACGACACCCGGCCGCAGAUCCGUGCCCGCAUCGGCACCACGGGUGUCCCGCAAGAGGAACUGCUUUUCCACACCAAGACCCCCGUGACGCCCGCGAACCGGCCGGACAUCACCAAUAUGCCGAUAGACAAGACUGAGAGGGCCGAGGAGCUCUGCACGGGGAAGUCUAAGACCGGCAUUCCCAACAAAGACUGCAUGAUCGACGUGUGCUUCGGAGGGGAGCACUUCGCAGACAUGACCGACUACGCCGUCAAGGAUUCAGAGAGGCAGAACAUGGAUGAGACGGAGGCGGAGGACGAGGACGAGCCGGGCCUUCUCACCAGAGUGUUCGGGGCCAAGCCGACCGAGGAUUCGGGCUUCCUGACGCGAGUGCUGGGCCCAAGUCCGACAGAGGAUUCUGGUCUCUACACCCGCGUGCUGGGCCCGGGUCCCACGAAGGGCGCGGGGCUCGUGACGCGCGUGCUGGGCCCGAAGCCGCGGGAGGGCGCUGGCUUGCUGACGCGUAUACUGGGCCCAGAGCACGCCCUCACGCGCGCCCCAGGUAGCCCCGGCGCCGUUCCCGAUGGCGCGCCUGGCCCUUGGGAGUUUGGCUUCGGCGGCGGCUCUCCCAGCGGCGUGGGCUCAAAGGCCCAGCCGGCCGAUGAGCGGCGCACCUCCUGGCCGCACGUGGUGCAGGCGGCUGCUGUCGGACCGCCAGGCACGGACCCGCAGCUGCAUCCCGCCCUGGCUGGCGUUGGACCGCCGGGCACGGACCCGCAGCUGCAUCCCGCCCUGGCUGGCGUUGGACCGCCGGGCACGGACCCGCAGCUGCAUCCCGCCCUGGCUGGCGGCGCGCUCCCGGCGAGCCCGUGGCCGCACGACGUUGCUGGCGGUGGCUCUGGGCAGGGAGCCGUGGGCCGAGAGGUCGCGGUGCCUGGCACCGACCCCCAGCUGCACGGCUGGCCGCCGCAGGGCGUCCCCGGCACGGACCCGCAGUUGCCGCUCUCGCAGGGCCCGCUCCGGGACACCACCGUGCAGGAAUUGUCCGACGUGCGGCGCGAGAUGGAUCGCCUCCGCGCCGAGGCGUCUGCCCCAGUGCAGGCGCCGACGGCGGUGCUGCGGCCGAGCGCGCCCCUCACGGUCCACGUGAUGGAGGCUGGCAGUCGCUGGAUGAUGGGCUCGUUCGACACGAGGUGGCAGCCAAUACGCCCUCUGCAGAUCUCACAGGAGACCAAGGACUCACCAUUGCCGAUCUCGAGCAGUUCAUCGUUUUCUUUGCCACCGCAACGCCAGCUGCAGAAACAGGACACGGCCUUCGAGAAGGUUCAGCUACAGCUGGACUUCCAUAUGGGCCAGAUUGAAAAGUUACAGCAAUAA
Molecule: messenger RNA, 2331 nt
Organism: Prorocentrum cordatum
Lineage: Eukaryota; Dinophyceae; Prorocentrales; Prorocentraceae
Source: the annotation of a GenBank genome assembly